Molecule: messenger RNA, 555 nt
Organism: Malassezia globosa CBS 7966
Lineage: Eukaryota; Fungi; Basidiomycota; Malasseziomycetes; Malasseziales; Malasseziaceae
Exons: 1
Coding region: 1-555 (184 amino acids)
Source: RefSeq, a predicted model, not a curated record
AUGCUUGCGCCGGCUCCUCGAGGGCGCAUUCUGGCCAUCGAGGUGCUUAUUGUGACAUCCUUUCCACAAACUACACAAUUACUCAUUGUGGUGAAAACAACACGCUUUGAUGAUGGACAUGUCAUGGCAUGGUAUAUUGAGCAAGACGGACUCGACUAUUGCUGGCCAACACGGACCCGUCUUGAUCCGUCACUGCUUCACACAGAUACGAAACACAAUUCCUCUUUGGGAGUUAUGUUCCGAAAAUCACUCGUCAUGGCAGCAAGGCACUUGUGCCUUGAUGAGUUGGAAAUGAUAUGCCUACGAGCACCUCUUCCCGAUAGUGAGCUUGGAGAGGAUCAGUACAGCUGGUGCUUUGACGUUUUAUUAACGCUUGAACGUCUUCAAUGUCUUGCAUUUGGACAAACUCUAGCUCUCGAAGAGGAUAUUUGUAAAUUACGACUUAGCUUGCUCAAUCAAGAGCAUCCUUCUGUUGCGGAAGUUAUGGAUACCAGCUUUCCAAAGCUUAAACAAGAAACUGAUACAUCAAAGCGCACGUCUGUGACGGUGUUUUGA